UCAUUCUCUCUCUGUUGCGGCUGUGGGUUGGAGCCGCUGUCUCUGGACUGGCACGUUCCUUCGUAUUUUUUUCCUCAUCCUUUGAUUCGACCUCCCCCACCAAAUUGUGCAAUCAGGCAGCCUGUCCGACAAAACAACAGACUGCACCUUCAUUUCGAUACUCACAUUUACGUCAAGAGAAAUACUUGUAAAAAGAUGGCGGUGAGCGGGAUGUCAGGGUCGGUUGUCGCCCGGCUCGAGGGCCGAGAAUUCGAGUAUCUGAUGAAGAAGCGCUCGGUCACCAUCGGUCGGAAUUCGUCACAAGGCUCCGUGGACGUCAGCAUGGGCCACUCGAGCUUCAUUUCACGGAGGCACCUCGAGAUUUUCUCCGCCGGGGAGGACGGAACGGGCAGCGGCGAUUUCUACCUUAGAUGCCUCGGCAAAAACGGGGUGUUCGUGGACGGGGUGUUUCAAAGACGAGGGGCUCCUCCUCUCCAGCUUCCCCGCAUGUGCACUUUCCGAUUUCCUAGCACAAAUAUCAAAAUUACAUUCACUGCCCUGUCCAGCGACAAGAGAGACCGCAGGAACGCCCCAGAGUCUCCUGUGAAGGCGGUCCAACCCCAGAUUUCGCCGCUGACUAUCAACAUUCCAGACAACAUCGCCCACCUAAUGAGUCCACUCCCGUCUCCAACAGGUACACUCAGUGCUGCCAACUCCUGUCCGUCUAGUCCCAGAGGGGCGGGGCUGUCCAGUUACAGGAUGGGUCGCGGUCUCACAGUUGAUCUCAUCAAUGAAAACUCUCAAUCUGAAAAUGACAAGGAAGCUUCAGGAGGCGACAGUCCAAAGGAUGACUCCAAGCCUCCUUACUCAUAUGCACAGCUUAUCGUUCAGGCCAUUACAAUGGCACCGGACAAGCAACUAACACUGAAUGGAAUAUAUACCCACAUUACUAAGAAUUAUCCAUAUUACAGAACAGCAGACAAGGGCUGGCAAAACUCGAUUCGCCAUAAUCUGUCUUUAAAUCGUUAUUUCAUCAAAGUGCCCAGAUCUCAAGAGGAGCCAGGCAAAGGCUCUUUCUGGAGGAUAGACCCAUCAUCUGAGGGCAAACUCAUUGAACAAGCUUUCCGCAAACGCAGGCCACGUGGUGUGCCCUGUUUCAGGACUCCACUUGGCCCCCUUUCAUCAAGGAGUGCCCCUGCAUCACCUAACCACACAGGGGCACUGUCGGCCCACUCUAGUGGUGUACAGACACCAGAUAGCUUAUCACGAGAAGGCUCGCCUGUUCCUAUGGACCCAGAGCCCACCCCUGUCUCUGUUCCUGUUCCAGCCGUCCAACCUAAAUUAGCAGUCAUACAAGAGGCUUGCUUUGCACAAAAUGCACCCGGUUCACCCCUCAACACGCAGCCAGUUCUCAUCACAGUUCAGCGGCAGCUCUCACCGAACAUGAAGCCUGUGACCUAUGCCGUAGCCACACCAGUGUCCACUCCUACAUCUCAGCAUGCCGUCAUGCAGACGGUCCAUGUGGUACAUCAGAUCCCCGCUGUUUCCGUUGCCACCAUGACCGGCCUGUCUACAACCAACACACAUGUCGUAGGGACCCAGUCUGUGGUUACUCCGUCUACGACCAUUAAAGUAGAGCCACAUGAGAAUGGAGAGUACCAAGAGGUGAAAGUGAAAGUGGAGCCGCUGCAUGCUUCUAUAGGUGGAACAAGUCGCAUCCUUCAAACAUCCCAAUCCACCCCCAUACAGACAGUUACCAUAGUACAACAAGCACCAUUAGGCCAGCAUCAGCUUCCUGUCAAGGCCAUCACACAGAAUGGAACCCAUGUAGUUGCUGCUAUCCAAGGAUCAGGAAACACAGCAAGUCCUCUCCACAUGCUAGCAACACAUGCCUCUGCCUCGGCGUCCCUGCCAACCAAACGAGCGAAUGGAGACCAAGCAGGGCAGCCUGACACCAAAAGGAUCAAGACUGAAGAUGGAGCAUUCACAGCAGAGAGGGACAAGCAUACCAACACUGAUUAGGGCAGCCAUUUAUGACGUUUGACCUCAACCAUUUUCUUUUUUUUUCUCCCCACCUGCUAUACCAACACAUCACCUGCUAAUGAACCCAAGGUACCAAAUAGUGUGGAGAGAUGAAACGUCAGUGGAUUUCGGACUGGUAUUAUGAUUAGAAUCGUGGUAAUUGUGUGUGUGUGUGUGUGUGUGUGUGUGUGUGUGUGUGUGUGUGUGUGUGUGUGUGUGUGUGUGUGUGUGUGUGUGUGAGAGAAGUGGUUACUUUGUGGCUGAGACCUGAAAGAAGAGAUACUGUAAUGAAUGCUGGUUGAAGGUCUGAAGGAAUGAGGGACAGUGGGCCUUUUACAUAAAUAGAUAAAGUCUUGCAGAUACAUGCGCACAUAUAUUAAUGAAGCCUACUUGAAUUUAUGAUAUGACAUGUAUUUUAGAUAAUACCUAGGAGAGAAGGUCUCCAUCACUAGUACCUCUGGGCUGAAUGUGGAUGGAGAAGAGAACAUGGUGUAUGGGCAAAUAGACAACCCCUUUGUGUUACCUGAACGGACAACUGGCCAAUGACAUAUAUAAAUAUAUAUGUAGUGCGCACACGCACGUGUAUCAAAUGUGUAGUCACCAUUCCCUUGUUUCUUAGUCAGAGGUCUUGAACAUAUGCAUUAAACUGAAAAAGACAAUUCAUACAAGUCAGAUGUGAACUUGCCAAACAACAUUUAAGACUGAGUCACUCUUAAAAUGUGAAUCUGCAAACCAUUUCAGCUUAAUAUUCACCAAAGGAAAACUUAUAUAUUUUUUCUUUGGCAAAGGGACAUGUGGGGAGUUUUGUUUUUUCCCUGUAUCAUGGCAGCUAGCUACCAUGUUAACCUAUGUAAUGCAGUCUUUAGUAGAUAUGCAGUAUUUUGUCAUACAUGUGUAUCUUAGGAUCUUUGUGUUAUCUGAGGCACAAAUACUCAACAAAGCAGGCAGUGCUGAAUAUAUAUAUAUAUAUAUAUAUGACAUGGACUUGUGGUCAUGGAAAUGAAUGUAGUUUCUUCCUUUUUUCAAAAAAAGAAAAACACUAUUAAUUGAGGGUUUGAGUUACUUGCUUUUACUCUCAUUCUCUUUUUUCAUAUUUUAACCAAUAGCCUAUGAGAUAAGAAAUAUAUUUCCAUUUGAACUUUGUUAAAAUAUAUCAGCUUGCAUGAACGUGCUAAGAAAAAUAUGCUGUACCUGAUUAGUUUCCUGAAAAGGGAACUGCAGAAAAUGAAAGAGGAAAAAAAAAAUAGCAUAAGAAACUUUUUAUACAUUUGGAAUCAUUACUGCACUUACCUUUUUGAUUCUGAAAUUUCCUUUUCCUCCCUAUUGUUUUUCCUUUAUAUUCAAGAUGUCGUUGGCUGUGUUUGUUAUCUUUGUGUUAAAGUUGUCUUUUUGCCUGUUAAUAUUAUUUUAUUCUGUUAAGACAACUGAAAGAGUCUACACAGAUAGUACAUGUUCCACAAGGAAAAAUAAGUGGUAGAUGUUGUUCAGCUUCAGUGGGUAUGUGCAUUUUUUUUUUUUUUUUUUAUACAUUAAAUUAAAACUCCAUAAUUUCUGUUCUGUG
Molecule: messenger RNA, 3562 nt
Organism: Xyrauchen texanus (razorback sucker)
Lineage: Eukaryota; Metazoa; Chordata; Actinopteri; Cypriniformes; Catostomidae
Gene: foxk2a
Product: forkhead box K2a
Exons: 9
Coding region: 196-2001 (601 amino acids)
Biological process (GO): regulation of transcription by RNA polymerase II
Molecular function (GO): DNA-binding transcription factor activity, RNA polymerase II-specific; RNA polymerase II cis-regulatory region sequence-specific DNA binding; protein binding
Source: RefSeq, a predicted model, not a curated record